CCGCGGCGCCGAGCCGCGGCGCCGGCCCACUUUCCCUUCAGCUGCCUGCCCGAGGACUGCCAGCUCCACGUCUUCUCCUUCCUGUCGGAGGUGGAGAAGUGCAGGGCGGCGCUGGUCUGCGGCGCCUGGAGCCGCCUGAUGCGCACGGCGCGGCUCUGGCGGGUGGCCGACUUCACGAGGCUCGGGGCGCUGCAGCCGGGCGUGGGCGUGGUGCUGGUGUCCGCCGGGGAGUUCGAGCGCUGGAAAGCCUGGGUGCACCGCUACGCCUUCCACCUGGCCUCGCGCCGCGCCAGCCCCCGCCUGCUGCGCGCCAGCUUCGACCUGGGCGACCACGACGCCAAGUGGGCCGAGUUCCUCUCGCGCUUCCUCGACAGCGUGCACUGCGGGGAGCUGCGCGAGCUGGAGCUCAACUGGACGCUCACCCACCUGGAGCCGCCCGACGUCCACGCGCCCGGCGCCUGCAGCAUGGCCCAGGUGAGCCUGGCCAAGAUGGACCAGGUGAGCCGCUUCCAGGCGCUGCUGGAGAAGCUGCUGGGGAAGGCGCCGGGGCUGGCGCGCGCCAAGCUGCCCUUCGACUGGUCGGCGCGCUCGGUCGCCACGCUCACCCGCUUCCAGCGCCUCCACACCCUCGAGCUCAAGUACUUCUGGAGCUUCAAGGGCGUCUGUCCCGAGGUCAUGCGGGAGCUCACCCGGGCGCUGCCGUGCCUCAAGACGCUCGUCCUCCACGUGCUGGUGCCCGUCAAGGACCUGGGCAUGUCCUACGCCCUCGAGUCGCGCUCCCUGGAGUACCUGGACGUGUCGCAGAGCCGGGGGCUGGUGUUCUGCCGCCUCGACCUGCCCGCCCUGCGCGCCCUGCGGGUCAAGAAGACCGUUCGGGGCAUCAUCCUGAACCGGCGGACGCGGCUGGCGCUGCAGAGCCGCUGGGCCUGCCUCUACGGCCUGCUCCGCGCCGGCACCCCCAACCUCCGCGUCCUCAACAACCAGGCGCUGCUGCCUCACUGGCGGGAGCAGCCGUACAAGGAGCUGGACGCGCUGCUGCUCCAGUCCUGCUACUGCACCCAGCACUCGGACACGUGGCUGCUGUAGACGGAGCCGGCCGGGAGCCGGGCCGGGCACCGGCUGCUGUUGCGCCGCGGCCAGCUCUCGUUGGCACGGGGCAGGCCGUGCCGUGGCCCCGCAGCGCCGGGGACGGGGUCGGUGCGGCCGGGGCGGGGGGAGGCGACCCGGCUCCUUCGCUGCUGGCACAGAGUAAAGUGGUUUUGCACCACCCG
This is a messenger RNA of Rhea pennata, 1271 nucleotides long. RefSeq lists its product as uncharacterized. Gene Ontology annotation, cellular component: SCF ubiquitin ligase complex. NCBI's taxonomy places the organism in Eukaryota, Metazoa, Chordata, Aves, Rheiformes, Rheidae. The annotation marks the transcript as partial. The record is from RefSeq and is a predicted model, not a curated record. The transcript has a single exon. Gene Ontology annotation, biological process: protein polyubiquitination; SCF-dependent proteasomal ubiquitin-dependent protein catabolic process. Gene Ontology annotation, molecular function: protein binding.